Leguminivora glycinivorella is the source of this 1524-nucleotide messenger RNA. RefSeq names its product multiple inositol polyphosphate phosphatase 1-like. The transcript is spliced from 7 exons. The record is from RefSeq and is a predicted model, not a curated record. Gene Ontology annotation, molecular function: inositol phosphate phosphatase activity; acid phosphatase activity. NCBI's taxonomy places the organism in Eukaryota, Metazoa, Arthropoda, Insecta, Lepidoptera, Tortricidae. The coding region runs from base 21 to 1448 and encodes 475 amino acids.
GCGUCGCCGUGCUUGGAACAAUGAUCUUGAUCUUCCUCGGGCUAGUCGGAGUCCUGUGCGCGGGCGCAGGAGCGGGCGCGAGAGCGGGGGCGCGAGCGGGCGCGGACGAGAGCUGCUACUGGAACCGGCCCUGCCCCUACCUGCUGCACUCCACUAAGACCGCCUACGAGACCGUCCGCGGGGAUAUCAGGGACUAUCCUGACCCUGAAUCAUGUGAAGCAGUCAGCGUGUGGUCGCUGCACCGGCACGGAAACCGCAACCCCGGUUCUUCCUCCGUGGACAUGAAGCGGCUCAUCGACAUCGUGCAGCCACAGAUCCUCCAGGCAUUCCAGGAAGGACGCAGCCAACUCUGUGCCCAGGACAUCGAAGCUUUCCGCAACUGGACAUUCGAUGCCACGAUGAUUGAGGAGCAAGCGUACCUGACGGAGACCGGCUACCAGGAGCUGUCCGACAUUGGCAAGCGGCUGCGCGAGCGGUACCCCCACCUGGCACGCGGGACACCGCAAGAGUACUACCUGCGGCCCACCAACUCGCAGCGCACCAUCGCCAGCGUCCAGGGCUUCCUGGAAGGGUUCACCGAGGGCACGAACCUCAAUAUCACCUACGACGGACCUUUCGAGAGGGACGACGUCAUUAGGUCUUAUGCAAACUGCGACAAAUACCAGCAAGACAUUAAAAACGGACCUUCACGCAAAGAACAACUGGAAAUAUACGAAAAAACUGCCGAAUACGUAGCCGUCCAGAAAGCGGUUCAAGAGCGGCUAGGCAUCUCGUACCAGCUGACAGCGCCGGACGUGUACACGCUGUACGAGAUCUGCCGCUACCACCGCACGUGGUCACCAUCGCACCAGGACGCCUGGUGCGCCACGCUGUCCGACGCUGACCUCGUCGUGCUCGAGUACCGUGACGACGUGCGACACUACUAUAAGAACGGCUACGGCUCCUGGGUGAACGAGAGACUAGCGGGGCCGCUGCUGAAAGACCUACGCGUACGCAUGGAGGCAGCAGCAAACGGCACGGGACAACGGCUGGUGUCCUACUUCUCGCACAACGCCAUGACGGAGAUGGCGAUUGUGGCGCUAGGGUUGUUCCGUGACGCCGCGCCGGCCGCUGGCGCCACGCGCGACCCUAGCCGCACCUGGCGCACUAGCUUCAUCGGCGCGUUUUCCACUAAUAUGAUCGUCGUCUUAAAUAGAUGCACGGAAUCGGGCACGGCGACGCACCGUGUGCAGUUCUUCAUCAACGAGAAGCCGACGGAGCUGUGCCCGCUGGCGGGCUGCUCCUGGCAGCAGUUCCAGGAGCUGGUGGGCCACUUCGAGGACAGCCUGGAGUUCUGCAGCCUGGACUACCCCGAGCCGGGGCCCGCGCCCGGCGCCGCGCCGGCCCGCGCCGCCGCUCUGCUUGCUACGCUUGGCACGCUCGUGAUCUCGAUGUCUAAUGUUUUAUAAUUAAGUGUAUACAUAUGUGAUAUAGGAUAAGAUUAUAUUUAAGUCAAUUUAAGAAAAAAUUAAACCUUAAACUUUA